AUGAUGACCAAGGUACUGCGUGUGGCCACAGGUCUGGACCCUAGGCCUCUAGAGGAGCAGGUGGAGCCUGUGAUUGUGAAAGUUGAAGAGGAGGAGGAGAAAGAUAAGUGCUUUCCUAGCCUGGAGAUGUUCAGCCAGUGUUUCAGGCAGUUUGAGUAUCAUGACAUACUUGGCCCCUGUGAGGCCCUGAGUCAGAUCCAUGUGCUCUGCUGUGAGUGGCUGAGGCCCAAGAUCUAUACCAUGGAGCAGAUCCUAGAGCUUCUGGUGCUGGAGCAGUUCCUGAACAUCCUGCCCCAGGAGCUGCAGGCCUCGGUACAGGAGCACUGUCCAGAGAGUAUUGCAGAGGCUGUCACUCUCCUGGAAGACCUGAAGUGAUAACUGGAUGAACCAUGACAGCAGGUUUCAUCUCCUCAUGAACAGAAACAGGCAUGGGAGAAGAUGUUUACUUCAGGAACAGCAAAGCAAUCCCUGAGCAGCACCCAGCCACAGUCUGUGGCAACAAGUCCCAAAUAUGAACCUUGAGGACCCUUGUACGUCCAAGAGACUAGUGAAGAGCAGGAUUUCACUCCAGAGCUAAGACAGAAUCAAGAUUGUAAAUUGAUCACCCAGAAUGAAGAAUCAGCAGAUAUGCAGAAAAGUUCUGAGGAAUCUCAUGCAGAAGAAUUCAAAAAGGAUAUUACUCCCAUGAUUAUUGCCAAUAAAUUUGAGGCCAGGUUAGAAAGACAGUGGGUAAACCUUGAAAAAGAAAGAGGAACAAAAACCCCUUUCCUAGACAAAGAUUCCAAGAAAGAACACACAUUGGGAAGAAACCCUAAGUAUGUACCAAAUGUGGGAAAGCCUUCAGCCACAGCUCAAACUUUACCCUUCAUUACAGAACACACUUGGUGGAAUGGCCCUAUGACUAUAAGUGUGGAAAAGCCUUUGGUCAGAGCUCAGAUCUCCUUAAACAUCAGCGAAUGCAUACUGAAGAGACACCAUAUCAGUGUAAAGAUUGUGGGAAAGCUUUCAGUGGUAAAGGCAGCCUCAUUUGACACUAUUGAGUAUAUACUGGAGAGAAACCUUAUCAGUAUAAUGAAUGCGGGAAGAGCUUUAGUCAGCAUGCAGGUAUUAGUUCUCAUUAGAGACUCCACACUGGAGAAAAGCAAUAUAAAUUUAAAGCAUGUGUAAAAGCCUUCAACCACAGCUUCAAUUUUAAUAAACAUCAUAGAAUCCAUACGGAGAAAAGGCCUAUCCUAUAUAAUAAGAGGCUAA
Eptesicus fuscus (big brown bat) is the source of this 1251-nucleotide messenger RNA. RefSeq names its product zinc finger and SCAN domain-containing protein 21. The record is from RefSeq and is a predicted model, not a curated record. NCBI's taxonomy places the organism in Eukaryota, Metazoa, Chordata, Mammalia, Chiroptera, Vespertilionidae.